AUACAUUAUCUCUGUAUUACGCGAUGUUUUUUUUAGAAUAAAGUGUUAAAUAUUCCGAGCUGCCUAAUUGGAACUUUUCAAAUGUCAGUAUUGGCAUUUUACAGGUUCUAUCUUCUGUAUAAGUUGACUAGUAAACUUGCUUGAAAACCUAAUCUCUAAUCUCCUAAUUCUGCAUCAAUGGCGGAGUACAAUUCUAAGCUGCAUAUUGCUCUGUUUCCAUGGCUAGCCUUUGGUCACUUUAUUCCAUAUUUGGAGUUAGCCAAACUCAUAGCACAAAAAGGUCACAAAAUCUCCUUUCUGUCCACUCCUCAAAACAUCCAUCGCCUUCCAAAACUCCCUCCUAAUUUAUCCUCUUCAAUAACUUUCAUCAAACUUCCUUUGCCUUCCGUCGACGGUUUACCGGAAAACGCAGAGGCCACUGCCGAUGUCCCAUUAGACAAAGUGCAAUACCUAAAAAAGGCUUUCGAUGGUCUUAAACAACCCAUAACCUCAUUUCUUCAAAUUUCAAAACCUGAUUGGCUUAUUUACGAUUUUGCCCCUUAUUGGCUCCCGACUGUAGCUUCCAAUCUUUGUAUUUCUCAUGGAUUCUUUAGUAUAUUCUUGGGGGCAUUAUUGGGAAUUGCAAAACCUAAAUCAGUAAUUAAUGAUGAUCGCGUUAAACCGGAAGAUUUCACCGUCCCGCCCCAAUGGAUUACCUUUCCGACAAAUGUCGCGUUUCGGCAUUUCGAGAUAGUCAAAAUCUUCGAAUCCGUGACCGGAGAUGCUUCCGAAGUUUCCGACAUGUUUCGCUUGGAAGAGGUGCUUAACGGCUGUGAAAUGAUAUCGGUGAGGAGUUGCAGUGAUUUUGAACCGGAAUGGUUGAACUUAUUACAGGAUAUUCACCGGAAACCUUGUAUUCCGGUUGGAAUGCUUCCGACGACGCAGUAUGAGAACGAAGAUGAAACUGACACGUGGAGGACAAUCAAAGAAUGGCUAGACAAGCAAAAGAAAGGUUAUGUAGUGUACGUAGCAUUUGGCAGCGAGGCGAAACCGAGUCAGGUUGAAAUCAACGAGAUAGCUCUUGGGUUAGAGUUAUCCGAGUUGCCAUUCUUUUGGGUUUUGAGAAAGCGUCGCGGGUUAACUGACACUGAGGUUGUUGAGUUACCAGAUGGGUUUGAGGAGCGAACCAAGGAUCGUGGUCUGGUGUGCACGAGUUGGGCUCCUCAACUCAAGAUUUUAGCUCAUGACUCGGUUGGCGGGUUCUUAACUCACUCCGGGUGGAGCUCGGUCGUGGAGGCGAGUCAAAAUGAGAGACCACUUAUUCUUUUGACAUUUUUGGCUGAUCAAGGGAUCAAUGCUAGAGUUUUGGAAGGGAAGAAAAUGGGAUACCCAAUACCGAGAAAUGAGUUGGAUGGGUCUUUCACUAGGGACUCAGUAGCUGAGUCAUUGAGAUUGGUAAUAGUGAAAGAAGAGGGUGAAGUUUAUAGAGAAAAAGCUAAAGAGAUGAGGAUUUUAUUUGGAGAUAGAAGUAAACAGGAGAGGUACUUAGACAAAUUUCUGGAUUUUCUUCAUGCGCAUAAGCGUUCCAAUAAUUUAUGAGAUAAAUAUAAUAAGAAUUAUUGUAAGUUUUUUUUUACACGUGUCUCUGCCCUCGAAUUGAGAAUUAUUUUAAGCAUAUAAAUACAGUAAAAAAAAUUAUUAUAUCCA
Jatropha curcas is the source of this 1686-nucleotide messenger RNA. Its product is annotated as UDP-glycosyltransferase 91A1. Gene Ontology annotation, molecular function: UDP-glycosyltransferase activity. The record is from RefSeq and is a predicted model, not a curated record. Lineage: Eukaryota; Viridiplantae; Streptophyta; Magnoliopsida; Malpighiales; Euphorbiaceae.